Molecule: messenger RNA, 2429 nt
Organism: Oncorhynchus keta (chum salmon)
Lineage: Eukaryota; Metazoa; Chordata; Actinopteri; Salmoniformes; Salmonidae
Product: C4b-binding protein alpha chain-like
Exons: 11
Coding region: 326-1285 (319 amino acids)
Source: RefSeq, a predicted model, not a curated record
UUUUCCGUUGUUGUAAGCGCAAAGUAUAAUACAUUUUUACUCCAGUCCAGUUCGUGGCGUUAAUGCAACAUAUUGGAUGCCAACCGCCGUUAAACCUCACCAAAGAAGAAGAAAGUGCGCAACACAAACGUACAUUUGCUACUGCUAGACAGACUGUCAUUUGGAUUUUUAAGAAAGUAUAAAGACUUUGAACAAUAAAGUCGGAUUACGAAAAGUGGAUAUUGCGAGAAGAUCAUCCGUUUAGGUGGGGAACUUUACUCGAACAAACAAACAAACCAAUCCAGGAAAUCGUGUGUUGCUGCUUGUUACGGGAAAAGAAGACGUCAUGCUGCCUUCUAAAAACGUCUGUUGGUCCUUGAUAAUAGGGAUGGUACAACUUGCCUUCAUGGUUCUUCCUGUUCAAGCUCAAGAAUGCUCCAAACCCAUAGGAAAGCCCAACAUGGUUUUGACAGAAGCCUUCAUCACCAAAGAGACAUUUGGAGAGGGAACAAUCGCAAGUUUUGAGUGUGAAACUGGAUAUGUCCGUGCAGGAGGGUCUCGAUCAGUCACAUGUACUGCUGGCGUGUGGAGUACAGUGACACUGACAUGCACAAGAAAGUCAUGUGGCCACCCAGGAGAAGUGAUGAACGGCAAAUAUAUUCUCGAUGAAGGCAUUCUGUUCGGUGCCAGAGCUGCUGUUACCUGUGACACUGGCUAUAUGCUUGUGGGCAGCGGUGUAAGGAACUGUAUGGUCGAAGGCUGGGAUGGCAGAGUUCCUGUAUGUCAAGUGGUGAAGUGUGGAAAGCCCCCCACCAUUGUCAACGGUGGACUUGUUAUCCCACCUGAUGAAGAGUACCACUAUAGAAGUGUUGUGGAAUAUAGCUGUGAGAAGGAAUUCACUCUGGUUGGAACUAAAUCCAUAGUCUGUGAAAAGGACGGAGUAUUCCAGCCAGCUCCACCGGAGUGUAAAAUGGUUUCAUGUCCUGCUCCUGUUGUUGAGAAUGGCGUUAGGAUUCAAGGUCGUCUGCCCCCCUACCAGCACAAGUCUUUUGUGACGUAUAAGUGCAACGAUGGAUAUAAGAUGAUGGGAGAGGCCAGUCUGACAUGUGAAAUAGAAGGCUGGUCAGCUUCUAUUCCCACAUGCAAAGAUGGUGCACCUGAUCCUGGUCCCACUAGUCCCCCAGCGGCCAACAACCACACAUGGAAAAUAGUAGGGGGUGUUCUUGGUGGACUUGGUUUUGUUUGUGUUAUAGGAUUUAUAGUCUACAAAUAUAAAGCACGUGCCAGGUCGUCUUACUUGCCUUAGUUUCCUCUUGCUUCGUUGAUAAGGGAGUCAAAGUGAACAGGCUGCUGUGAUUUAAUGCACUACCCUCCUGCUUAUGAAUGCACCAGCCCCUCCCAAACACCGGGUUCAUUUCCUUUCAAAGGAAGCUUGAUCAUGUGAUGUUUUAGAAACCUCACGAUGAAGAAUGAAUUGGUUCAUUCCAAUUUGGAAGCUUGUGCUUAAUGAGUGGCCUAACCUGAUUAUUCAAUAACUAUUCAUGUUUCCAGUGUACUUCACAAAUAACUUUCUUUAUCUGAGCCUGCUUUCUCAUUGCCAACCACCUUAGUUAAAAUUCUCAUGUAUGGAAGCUGCCCUUUAGGGCAACCCUGCAUGACAAAGCCUGUUUUGCCCGCUCUGAAAUAAAGGAAAUCAUAUCCAUUAAGAUGCCCAGCCAGACUCUCAGUAUAGAACCAUAAAGUGCUGUCAUUUCUAAACAGUAAAACAGAUUUGUAUGAAAAUACCCUCAAAUGUGGCGUUCCGUACUGUCGCCUCGUAUCAAACAUUUGAUCUAAACUGCUGGAGUACAGAGCCUAAUUAAGUUUUAGCUUCACUGACAAAAUAAAUACAUAGGGGAAUGUGUUUGAUGCAACGUCUUAAUAUAAGUCAUGCCACCGAAGGUCAAGGUCAGAUUUUUUUGUUGUUGUUGAUGCAAAUGCGAUUUCAUUUCUAAUGUUUCAUGGGAUCUAAUCACGUGUUUGCUUCAUAUGAACCCAUGUUGUUAUUUAGUAGAGCAGAAUGUUAGGUGAAUAUAAAAGUAGGGUUGACUUUAAUUUAUUCUGAUCAAUGUACCCUACUAAAUAAACAGAGCAGUGUUAAAUGUAAAACAGCAUGUUUUCAAAAUGGAAUGAAAAUGCAUGUUCCAAAAGGUUGUUUCAUUAUAUCUAAGAUGACUAUCUAACAGGAGCACUUUUAAUGAAUAAAAUGAAGUAUUAAUGUGUGUUUAAGUAUAAUGUAGCUCUCACCACUGACUCUAAAUGCUCUACUUUACAUCUGUCUAUUACCAGUUUUAUUAUCAGUGUGGAACAACUUAAGAUAGUAAGUUGUGGUCAGCCAAUUAUGAAUGUUUUUUUUCUACACGUUUGAUUUAAUGUACCAAUCAAUUAAACAGCGCUCAUUUAUACAUGAA